UGCUAACUAAUUGUAUUCCAACUCCUUUAGACAAGUAUCUUCCACCACAUAUUCGUGAUAAAGUUGAUGUUUCAGAGACUGAUAAAAUUAAAUCAGAACAAAAAAUACGGUUACAACGCCAGUUUCAAGGAUUACUAAACAGAUUAAGUGAAUCUAAUAUCGAAAAUAUAAUUGUGAGCAUAAAAGAAUUAUAUGACAAGCACAUACGACAUGAUGUGAUAUCGACACUUACAAAACUCGUUUUGAAUAUGAUCUCAUCAAAGACAAUGCUUUUGGAUCAAUUCGUAAUUUUGUAUGCUGCUUUUGUUGCAGCAUUAUAUAAAACUAUAGGGAUUGAUUUUUGUGCAAAUUUCAUACAGACCCUUGUUGAAGAAUUUGAGAGUUUCCAUGGCCAAUUUAAUAGAUCAAUAGACACAAAAGACAUUGAUUGUAAUGGUGGCAAAGAGU
This is a messenger RNA of Dentiscutata erythropus, 447 nucleotides long. NCBI's taxonomy places the organism in Eukaryota, Fungi, Glomeromycota, Glomeromycetes, Diversisporales, Gigasporaceae. The record is from the annotation of a GenBank genome assembly.